Molecule: messenger RNA, 2618 nt
Organism: Medicago truncatula (barrel medic)
Lineage: Eukaryota; Viridiplantae; Streptophyta; Magnoliopsida; Fabales; Fabaceae
Product: polyubiquitin
Exons: 11
Coding region: 387-2513 (708 amino acids)
Molecular function (GO): protein binding; zinc ion binding
Source: RefSeq, a predicted model, not a curated record
CAUUUUUUUUUGAAGAAGGUGAACACAAAAUUACUAAUCCACCCUAUAGAGCUCUUUUAUUAGAAUUAUACCAGUUUUGUUAAUCGACAAACAAGAAUGUUAUGAAUAUAUAUUGGUCACAGUCGGUGGCCAAUUUUUUUUAUUUUUAUUUUUAUAUGGUAGUUAGUGACCAAUCUUUUUAUUUUUAUCCUCGUAUUGCAACCUAUUAGGUUAGAAGAGAUUCUUGAACAAUACAUAAAUACAUUAGAUAUUCCUUAAAAAAAAAAAAAAAUAAUAAAUACAUUGGAUUCAGUAUUUCAGUUACGAGUCAGUUAAACUGUAGUGCGAACUUGGGAGAGGGAAAAUUCGAACGAAGAACUUCGACGAACCAAAAGUCAAAUGUUCUAAUGGAAGCGGGUACCGAAGACUGUGAAGAGACCGUUGAUUCCUCAGAAGAUGUUAAUGAGAAAAAUUCUGUUUCUGUGAUGAUUUCCGACCCAAAUUCAUUUGAUUGCUGCAUUUGUUUUCAACCCUUGAGUAUCCCCGUGUUCCAGUGUGUUAAUGGUCAUAUUGUUUGCUCAACCUGCUGUGAUAAACAUCGGAACAAGUGUCCCAAAUGCUCAAAACGUAUUCGCUUAAAACGUUGUAAAGCCAUUGAGAAUCUUUUGCAAUCUUUCGAAAUGUCAUGCCCGAAUGAAAAACAUGGCUGCAAGGAGACAAUGGGCUACAAUGAGAAGAAGAAGCAUGAAGAAGAAUGUAUGUAUGUGCCAUGUUACUGUCCCCUUUCAGGUUGUGACUUUGUUGCCUCAUCAGAAGUGUUGUCCAAUCAUUUCAGCCAUAAACACAAGGAUUUUCAAAGCACAUUUUCUUAUGGUCACUCCUUCAUUGUCUCCUUAAAGUUUAAUGACGAAGCCAUUGUUCUUCAAGAGGAAUGUGUCGGCAAACUGUUUAUCCUCAAUAAUAGUAUUGUGAGUCUGGGAAAUGCGGUCAGUAUUAGCUGCAUUGGUCCUAACUAUUCUGAGCCGUGGUAUCAGUAUGAUAUAUUGGCCAGGUCUCAAAUAUGCAGUUUGAAGUUACAGUCUUUUCCGAAGAAUGUCCAACGCGUUAGUUUAGCAGAUCUUUCAUCAACGUUCCUCGUGAUUCCAUUUGGUCAUUUUGGUUCUUCUGAACUUCUCGAGCUAGAAAUUUGCAUAACCCCCAAGAUGCAAAUCUUCAUAAAGACCCUGACUGGAAAGACGAUCCCCCUGAAGGUGGAGAGUUCAUACACAAUAGCAAACUUGAAGGCGAAGAUUCGAGAGAAGGAAAGAAUCCCAGUGGAUCAGCAAUGUCUGAUCUUUGCCAGUAAGGAACUAGCUGACUGUCAGACCCUUGCCAAUUACAACAUCCAAGAGAAGUCAACCCUCAACCUCAUCCUCCGAAGAAGAAAGGGUAUGCAAAUAUUUGUAAAGGGUUUAGAUGGAAAGACAAAGACCCUUAAAGUUAAGAGUUCAUACAGGAUUCCCAAAGUGAAAGAGAUGAUUUUUGAGAAUGAUGGUAUCCCAGUGCAAGACCAACGUCUGAUCUUUGCUCGUAUGCAACUCGAUGGCAACCGGACCCUUGCCGAUUACAAUGUCACAAAGGAGUCAACCCUCCACCUCGUCCUCCGCCUCCUUGGAGACAUGCAAAUAUUCAUAAAGAUCAUAUAUGAAAACAAGAGGUUCCCCCUGAUGGUUAAGAGUUCAGACACGAUACUCAAUGUGAAGAAAAAGGUUCAGGACAAGGAAGGGAUCCCUGUCCACCAACAACGUCUGUUCUUUUCCAAGAAGCAACUAGAGAACCGCCAGACCCUUGCCAGUUACAACAUCCAAGAGAAGUCAACUACGGAAAUUUCCCUCAUUUUCCGUGGCAUAGGUCCCCCUGAUGGUUACAAGUUCAGACACGAUACUAAUGUGAAGAAGAAGAAUUAUGAAAUGGAAGCGAUCCCAGUGCACCAACAGCGUCUAUUCUUUGACGGUAAGCUAAUAGAGGAACGCCAAAUCCUUGCCAAUUACAGCAUCCAAGAGAAGUCAACUAUUGAAACGACUUUGCGUUCUCCUCAGUUUCCGUGGCUUGGCAGACUAGAUGACCACCACACCUCAUUGUCUGCUACUAGUUCAGACACGAUACUGGAUGUGAAAAAGAAAAUUCAUGACAAGGAAGGGAUCCCAGUGCACCAGCAGCGUCUAUUCUUUGACGGUAAGCCAAUAAAGGACCGCCAGACUCUUACCAAUUACAACAUCCCGAGAACUCAACCAUUGACACUCGUUCGGCUUUGUUUGGGAAUGCAAAUCUACGUAAAAGACCUGACUGGAAAGAUGAUCCCCUUGAGGGUUGAGAGUUCAGACACAAUAGAAAAUGUGAAGAAAAAGAUUCUUGACAAGGAAGGGAUCCCAAUGCACGAGCAACGUCUGAUCAUCGACGACGGUAAGCAGUUAGAGGACAACCUUACCCUUGCCAAUUACAACAUCCAAGAGAAUUCAACCAUCCACCUCCUCAUCCGCCUCCAUGGGAGCUAGAUGACCAGCACACCAUAACCAAUUACUACAUCCGAGCACAGGCAACCGUCCCUGCCAUCGACAAUUCAUGAAGAUAAUCACCCAAUUAGUAGAGAAGUCAUACAU